Cavia porcellus (domestic guinea pig) is the source of this 837-nucleotide messenger RNA. RefSeq lists its product as uncharacterized. The record is from RefSeq and is a predicted model, not a curated record. NCBI's taxonomy places the organism in Eukaryota, Metazoa, Chordata, Mammalia, Rodentia, Caviidae. The transcript has 2 exons. Bases 1 to 615 code for a protein of 204 amino acids.
AUGUCGGGUCUUGAACUGACUGGGAGGCUCCCGUGUCCGGGCUCCGGCCGCGCUCCCUAUCUGCUCUGCCCUGCGCUGCUUUUCCCGCGGUGCUGGGAAAGGUGGGAGAAAGGGGAAGUCAGGUCGGAGGAGCACCCUAACAGAGGAAGCGGCAGGGGAAGUGCGCGCGGGGGGGUCUAUGGGGCGGCCGGUCCGUCUGCUGCCUUUGCCACUGCCACCGCCGCUGCCAUAUUGGGUUCUUACUGUACAGGCAGCCGCUUUAGUCAUGUGACCGCUCCCGCGCGGUCGUCACUACUGUACGCAGCGGCUGCGCGAACGAGCGCGCGCGCGCCCCCCGCCUCCCGCACUCACGCCUGGCCACGCCCCCUCCCUUCCGGUCUCGGCCCCUUCUCAGGAGCAUGCGCAGGAGAGAGAGCCAGCCAGAGUUUGCGUCUGCGUCCCUGCGUUCACGCCCACGGCGAGAAUCUGCCUGCGGAAGCGGAACUAUUGGGGAAGGAUUCUAAAGCGGAUCUGAUCCGGACCGCGUGCGAGGUAAAUUCCUGGGUGAGCUCUCAGCAGGAGACUGUAAGGGUGGGACACGCCAUACAGAACGUGAUAGAGAAGGGAAGAAGCUAAGGGGUGCCCAGCCCCACUCAGCCUGACACGUUGGCUAAGAAGCAUGAAUGGCCUCAUUGGUUAUGCCCACCUCUCUGCAGAGCCAGACUUCCCGUCAGACAGGACAUCCUCAAGGCACAGCGUGAGACCCUGGGGACAGGAAGUACUAGCAAGCUUAAUUGGCCUUGGCACCAAAGCUAUUUUCAACAGUUUUAUCAUUAAAAAUAUUAUAUUUUAUCUCAA